Electrophorus electricus (electric eel) is the source of this 2063-nucleotide messenger RNA. It is a transcript of the gene pola2, whose product is annotated as polymerase (DNA directed), alpha 2. Gene Ontology annotation, molecular function: DNA binding. Gene Ontology annotation, cellular component: alpha DNA polymerase:primase complex. Gene Ontology annotation, biological process: DNA replication initiation; DNA replication. Lineage: Eukaryota; Metazoa; Chordata; Actinopteri; Gymnotiformes; Gymnotidae. The record is from RefSeq and is a predicted model, not a curated record.
UAAUUUUCGCGGCAACCCGAGCACUCGCCGUGUGGCCCGGUCGCUGCAUCCGAAGCAGCGACAGGUCGCUUAGACGCUUGGUGUAUGUUUAGUCUCAUAAGCUCGUUUCUGCGUCGUCUUUCAAAGCUAUCAGAAGUUGCAAGGUUUCCGUGCUUGGCGCGUACACCACAGAAGGGCGCACUGGUCUGAGAUAGCACAAUGGCAGCCCCCACCACCGAAGAGCUGAAGCUGGAGCUGGACACGUUUGACAUUGCCUGCGAAGAUGAUGCUGUACUCGACAAGAUGCUGGAGCAGUGUUUGUGCCACAGGAUACAAGCGGAGGAUAUUGUAUGCGAGUGGGUUGCCUUCAGCACAACUAAAGGCCUGUUAAAGCUUACUCUCAACAAUUUGGAGACUUUUGAGUAUGAGGUUUUGAAUAAGAAACCCAAAGGCUUAUCAAAGAAGAACAAGUUUAACGUGACUAAGGAUAUGCACUCCAUCCAGGACCUGAUCAAAGCAGAGGAAGAAGAAGAAGAUUUGUUGGACUCCUAUUCGACGCCAGCCAAGGGCUCUCAGAAGCGCGCCCUCACCACGCCCGAGCAGCCUCGGUCGAAGCGCGGUGGUAUGUGGGCGCCAAGCCCGACCCAGAUCCUCUCCCCUGCCAGCUUCUCUCCGAGUGCCACCCCCUCUCAGAAAUACAGCUUGCGUGGGGGCCGGGGCGAGGUGGUGGCUACGUUCGGGGCGGUCCAGGGCCCUCGCUGGGCAGGGAAAGGCCAGACUACGGUGCGGGUGAAACUGCUGGAGGGCCAUGAAGACUCACUCACCAGCUCCUACAAAUACAUGUUCCAGAGGCUCCGAGACGUGCGCAGCGUUCUGACGGAGAAGAUCGAAAGCUUGGGGGAGGAGCUGAGGACACACUUCAACAUCGAGGAGUUCUCUCCUGUCUCACUACCUGCUCAGGACACCGUGGCUGUGCUGGGACAAGUGUGCUGUGACAGUAACGGGAAGCUGAAUGCCCACUCUGUGCUGCUGGAGGCGAGCCAGGAGCAAGGGGCCAGACAGGUGCCCGUGGACCUGUCCGAGCUCCGGGACUACUCGCUCUUUCCUGGACAGGUCGUCAUCAUGGAAGGCAUGAACACCUCUGGUUCGAGGUUCGUUGCCUCAAAACUCUACGAGGGCGUGCCUUUACCCUUCAUCUCUGCUCCAGAGCUGAAGCAGGAGGUGGACGAAGUUUCUGAGCCUGUGAUGGUGCUGCUGGCCUGUGGACCCUACACCCCUUCUGACACCCUGACCUAUGAGCCUCUGAUUGACCUACUUGGUGUUAUUAACAAAGAUCAUCCUGAUGUCUGCAUACUGAUGGGCCCUUUUGUGGAUUCCAAACAUGAACAGAUCGAGAAAGCACAGGUAACAGAAACGUUUGAAACCAUGUUCUCGAGAUGUGUUGGCAGCAUUGUGGAUGGAACAAGAGGGACAGGGUGUAAGCUGGUGUUCGUUCCAUCCCAGCGAGACGCUCAUCACCACUAUGUUUAUCCCCAGCCCCCUUUCACUCUCCCAGACCUCAAAAAGGACGAUGUGCAGCGAGUGACCUUAGUCCCUGACCCCUGCACGCUGCUCAUUGGUGGUGUGACCUUUGGCUUGACCUCCACGGACAUCCUUUUUCACAUGGGAGCUGAGGAAAUCAACAGCGCUACAGGCUCGGAUAGGUUCUCGCGGAUCAUGAAGCACAUGUUAACCCAGAGGAGCUAUUACCCGCUCUACCCUCCGGCAGAGGAGGUCAGUAUGGAUUACGAGAAGUUUCAGCAGUACGGCCAGAUGCCGCUCACGCCCGACGUUCUGAUUGUCCCUUCUGAACUGCGCUAUUUUAUUAAGGACGUGAUUGGUUGUGUUUGCGUCAAUCCUGGGCGUCUUACCAAAGGGCAGGUUGGUGGAACCUACGGGCGCCUACUACUCCAGCAGAACCCAGCGCAUGUGCAGGGAGGCAGAGUGAGCCCAUGCCUCGCUGGGCAGUUGGUGAAAAUAUAACACCGUCCGAGUUUGUGUAUCUGUUCCACUCCAUUGUUCCAAAUAAAUACUGUUGCAAGAUA